AUGUCUGCAAUGAUUGAAGCACUGAAUAUUAUCAGCUGGAACAUUAGGGGCGCUGUCAAUGCGAAGGGUAGAAGACGGAGCAUAGAACUGGUGCAACUGCAUCACCCUACUAUUUUUGUUGUCAUGGAAACACACUGUUUGUUCUCCAGCGCUGAGUCAUUUUGGACGAAGCUUGACUAUAAAUUAUGCAAUAAAGUGGAAGCACGUGGUCACUCAGGAGGCAUAUGGAUACUGAUUGCCCAGCAUAGCCAACAAGUGACUAGUGAAGUAGUUGUAUCUCCUCAAGCCUUAAUUGACGACUGCAACCUAUUGGAUUUGGGUGCCACGGGCCUUAGAUUCACUUGGUAUCGGAAUCAACUUGGUUUCCCUCUAGCUAAGCGCCUGGACAGAGCACUUUGCGAUACAAAGUGGCAAACCCUGUUUCCAAAUGCCUUUGUGGAGAACCUUUGUCAAGUCUAUUCUGAUCAUUGUCCCCUACUUGUUAGAUGUGGUAGCCUGAUUGAGACAAAAAAGAAUCGACCCUUCAGGUUCCAAGCUGCCUGGGCAACUCACAAAGGAUUCGAAAAGAUUAUAAAGGAUGCUUGGAAAAGGAGCACACCAACUCUUGUGAAUGGUUUGAACACGGUUUGGAAGGAGGCCAUUGAGUUUAACAGGAAUGUUUUUGGAACCAUUUUCUCAAGAAAACGAGAGAUUCAGGCCAGACUUAAAGGUGCCCAGUUUGAACUAGAGAAAUGA
This is a messenger RNA of Cajanus cajan (pigeon pea), 735 nucleotides long. The record is from RefSeq and is a predicted model, not a curated record. Lineage: Eukaryota; Viridiplantae; Streptophyta; Magnoliopsida; Fabales; Fabaceae.